Molecule: messenger RNA, 4017 nt
Organism: Phytophthora nicotianae INRA-310
Lineage: Eukaryota; Oomycota; Peronosporomycetes; Peronosporales; Peronosporaceae
Exons: 1
Coding region: 74-1636 (520 amino acids)
Source: RefSeq, a predicted model, not a curated record
CUCUCCAAUUGUUGCUGUGCAUCUGUGGCUCACUUGACGAUCUUCUGUGUUGUGCGCAUUCGUCUACACCGCCAUGGCAACCGAGUCUUCAUCGUCGUCUUCCUUUGCGGUUCCUUCUACUCGUCUUUCCGACGACUUGUGCUGCUUCUUGGACGCCCUGGAGCGCAACCAACCCACCAAUACGGUCGUACACAUACGCAAAGGCCGUCUCCAGCUCGAGACGUUCCUGCUGCAGCAACAUAGCGGCGCUAAGACCUUCGAGGAAGUGAUAGAGAAGGAUUCAUCACAGUGGCAAGAACAUGUGACCAAGGCCAGGAACGACAAGGAUGUGAGAGUGCAGCAGCGUCAUAUGAUGCCGGAGCUCUUACCUGGACUGGAGCUCGUGCGCGACAUCAAGGUGGGGAGACCAGGAAGACCCGACGAUGCUGUGUACCUCAAGUCGGCGUACGCUAGAGAAUGGCUACCACGCGGUAAUUGCAUUGCAGAGUGGAAGACACAAGAAACUACCUACUUCUUCCCGCUUAUCCGAGGUUACAGGAAGUUUACGGGCCAAGAAGACGACGGAGAACUAAAGAAACGAACCGGGAAUGAAGAGGAGGAGCUGUCCAAGUUCUUCACUAAGCCACAGACUCAGAGCAAGUGGGUGAUCUCAACCACCAAGGAAAACGGUGAGGCAGGUCACUUGUCAGUACUUAAGCGAAGCGACGGCGAGUUCGUUUACGUGCUUGGAUCCAAGAACACGCACCUGAUAGCUCAGACAGUUGAAGACAUUGAACGGACUCGAGAGACCCAGAAGAAAGAAAGUGGCAACGACCCGUUCUUUGCCGCGGCGCCGAUUGCUACUGCUAUUUUGCGAAUGCUGUUUUCUCUGGAGGCAGCGAAACGUAAGCUGCUCUGUGAUUUCUUGUGGCAGACGCGCACCACUGCAUCGUUCGAGGUGUUGUGUCCAAGCCACCAGCACGUGCAACUGCUAGACUACUUGUCGGAAGAUACGCCUGUGUUUUAUGGCUUAUCAUUGAUGACGCUAAACACUCCGGAAGGCGCAGAGAUCUGUGUGAACCCCGUGUUGCCGUACGAGCUCAUGCGCGCGCUUGGAAUCCGCACAGUGACUUACGAUAUCGUCGAGUUUAAUGUGGAUGCAUUUGAAGCCGCACUCGAGCGCAGCAAGUGUGCGUAUCAGCAUGAAGGUGGCGUCCAUUUGUUCUUAGACGACGAUGCUUCCGUCAUCGGUAUGCAGAAGCACAAGAGUAUUUGGUAUGUAUGUCUGCGUGCCAUACGGGAGAAAGCCAAGACGUUCUGCCGUACUUUAAACUCAAAGAAGCCUCCCAAAGGCAGAGCCAAACCUUUGACUCCAAACCAGGUGCUGAUUACCGGAAAGGAAUCGGUGAAGAAGCGUUUUCAAGCCAUCCCAGGAUUUCUUCGCAUCUCGGAUGAGGUCUCUAACGAUUACGAGGCACUAGGCGAGCAGUUCCUCGAGUAUCUGUUUAAAAAUGAGCUUUUCAGUGGAGUUGUGGCCACUUCUGAGCAGGAAGAAAAGUGUAAACAGGUUGCUAGAGAUGUUGUGGAUCUCUUCCCCAUCGUGUGGAAAAGGUUUCUGGAUCACACUGGUACAAGCGAUGUCAUCGGCACGCAAUAGACAAUAGAAACCACAUAAAAUUUAUACUAUCCGAUACACCCUACUGUGUGAGCCGAACUCAAGGAUCAACUCGCGUGAUGAGCCACCCACUGCCUCGCUCAUAGUUGACUGGCUUUGUCUUGCCACCACCAAGUUUUAACCGUGCCGUCAUGAGAGCUCGAAGCAAGCAGCGCCUGCUUCUCGUGCCAGCGAGCAUUAUACGUAACACCGCGGUGACCAGAGAGCCUCUCCAGCAACUUGCCCGUAGCCACUUCCCACACGUACACGAAGCCAUCCUCCGAUCCACCCAAGACAAAACUCUCGCGUGGACCGAAUGAGGCUCGCACGAUGUUUUUCGCAGUGUUUUGAUGUCCCUUGAAACGUUGCAGCGGACGUUGCUCCACAUGGCGGCUGCCCGAAAAGCCGGUGCUUCCACCACUAACACUACCGCUUGCACUAAGAUUACCACUGCUGCCAUAGCCAACACCUCCAGAUAUUCCAACCCCAUUGGCUGAUCCGUAGCCGUUGACGACACCUCCAUUACCUCCGAUCGAGUAGCUACUGAGUGAUCCACUUGAACCGCCACUUGAUGCACCGCUACUGAGUCCAGUUGACAGAUGAACGCGUGGGGCAUGAAGCAUUCGCAAGUCCCACAGACGAUUACUGUUGUUGCGCGAGCCACUUAGCAGAGUGUAGCCAUUCGAAGCCAUCGAGAUAGACGUGACCUCACCAAGUGUCUGGCGUAAUGUGUGAACACACAGUCCGCUAAGGAUAUCCCACAAUCGGAUAGUGCCAUCCUUUGAGCCACUUACGAUGAAGUUGGCAUGUCUGUUGAACUGGACAUCGCACACGGACGCAAAGUGGCCGCGGAAAGUCUUGACCACUGCACCAGUGGCAAUGUCCCACAAACGUACACUUUGGUCGUAGCCUCCAGUCACCAAGUGCGUCUCGCUGGGAUGCAGAUUCACUGUGUAUACAUCGCCACCGUUUGGACUCAUUAGUGUGGCCAGGCAUUCGGCUGAGGUUACCGAGUAAUUGUGAGGUAGCGUUGUGGCAGCAGCUAUAGCGGACGUGGCAUCUGAGGUAGCAGCGGCUGCGAUUUCGACCGCCGACUGCAUAAUGUUAGCUCCACGUUGACCGUUCAAGAGAUCGUCGUCAUCAUCUUGAGCCUGCUGAGCCGCAGCGCGCUCUUCCAGAGCUGCACGCAAGUCCCAAACUUUGACGGUACCAUCACCCGAUCCUGAGUAGAGACGCUCUCCUGAUAAACUCGCAGUAAGAUACCAGAUUCUGGACGAAUGGCCAAGUAGAUCUCGCGUCCAUUGUCGACAGACAGUCCCUGUGGUCUCGCCCACUUGCUCCUCGCCGCUCUCCUGGUGUGUCUCUGGCAGUUCGGUAGGCCAAAGCUUGAUCGUGGCAUCGCUGGAUCCAGACGCCAAUAACUCUCCAUCUGUCCCCACAAACGUGACAAAUUUUACAUUCUGCGAGUGACCGACGUAAGUGCUUUUAACUGCGUUCGGCAGCACUUCACACUCGAAGUCCCUCAACAACGUCGUAACCUUUGGAAUCGUCUUCGGGUGGUACCGACUGAACUCCAUUUGAUAGGCCACACUUUGGUGUAGUAACUGCACCAGUCGGUUGUCUGGCAUGGCCACCGGUGGAGAGGUCAUGGCGGCAUCUCCGUCCUGUUGGGGCGAAAUGACUUCUUCCAAAGCGAAUGUAGCUCUCAACUGCUCCACGAGCUUCUCUCUUGACCUGACGACCCCCUCCCAGUCGCGGAAGGCGUCCGAUUCCCCGACGGCUUUACAUGUGAGCAGGUAGCAGAGCUCCUUGAACUCGUGGCGACUGGAGCUCGUGGCGGCCGCCACCUUCUCCAGCGGCUUGAGGUGCGUGGUGAGGAAGGUGAAGGCUUUCUGAUACUCCUGCCGGUCGAUGAGCUCUAAGUAUUCUUGCUUGCAUACGGCGUAGAGGAAACCCUGGUGGGCAGCGUGGAACUUCUUGAGGUGCUUGCCCAGCAGCUUGGCCACGAGGUCCCAGUCCCCGUCCACAAUAGCGGCUCCUAGACGGCGUAAAGCGUCUCGCUCCUGUAGCCUACCGUGGCUCUUGACGUUGGCCUCGUCCUGGAUCGUAGCGCUAGACAUGGCAAAGCCUUCCUGUUGGAGGUACUGAGUGAUGAGCGCCAGCAGCUCCUGCUUGAUCUGCGUGUCAUGCUCGUCGAAGGUCGCCUCCGGGGGAAUGCUAGUGCGGUGGUGGCCUACAUGAGACCAUUGCGCAGUCGCUGAACUCACGGAGCUCGUGCUGGUCCGCCGACUCGCGGGGGGUAGCGGGGGCGUCGGUGCAUCGCUCAUUAGCUGCGACGAAAUGAAGCUACUAGGUCACAAUUUAGAUUAAUGACAUUUUGGAGC